AGCCAUCACGCCACGAAGUCGGUCGGGGAAGGAGAGAGAGAGAGAGAGAGAGAGGGAGGUAGGCAGCAGGUGACUCAGUCAUGACGAAAAUGGACGGCAGUAUCGGACUAGCCUUGGGAGUGUGAGGAUCGCAGCUCCUCUUUGGACUACCUCCCCCCACCUGUUCUCGCCGAAAAAGAUGGACGUAUUUAAGUCAAAUCUCAUCGAGUUAGUGUACUUGUAUCUGAGUAUACUCUGCGUCGUCAAAACUGCUGCCUCACUGGACUGCUUCCAGUGCGACUCCACCCAGGAGAGGUCGUGCGGGGAGGCCCUACCCCAGCACCAUACCCUCUUCGCCGAUUCCUGCGACCACAUCCAGGAGGCGUCCUACUGCGUCAAGAUGACGGGCCUCUUCGAAGUGGGCGGGCUGGAAUGCUAUCAAUGCGACAGCAGCAAAGAUAUCAACUGCCCGGAGUACUUCAAGGAGGGGUAUCACGAAGUCCCCGCGGAUUCGGUCACGUCUCUAGUGCCCAAAUCGUGCGAUCACGUCUUCGAGGCGAGAUAUUGCAUCAAGACGACGGGCAUGUUCGAAGGCGAACUGGGCACCAAGCGCUUCUGCUCUGCCCGUGACUGGGGCAACUACUGCGAGUGGGUGAGGCGCCCUGGGGACGAGAGAGAGUACAGAGCCUGCGUGUUCACCUGUCGAGGGAACUCCUGCAACACAGGUCACAGGGGCGUGACCUUUUCUACGCUUCUUCUCGUCUUCCCCGUGGUCUUCUCCGCCGUGGUGCACAGGGCGUGGUGGUGCCUCGUGUCUUAGGAGGCUGGGCGGAUUUCAGUGUGGACUAAAGUUACGAGUGAUUACAGGAAGGACUAGUACCAUAUUUUGUUUGGUUUCGAGAUUCGCGAAAAAAAAAAACUACUUGACUGUAUUUUUUGAGAUUGAAUUUCGAAACCAACGUCAGCUAAUACCAAAAUGCCGGUUCAAAAGAGUUUUAUGAUUAUGGAUACACUGACGAUCUUGCAUACUUCUUUUGUGCUCCUCUUGACUAUCUAUUAACUGUGAAGUCGAUUGUCUCAGUUCGUCUUUGGUUUAGUUAAGUUUGUUCAAUGUAGACCUAUAUAUCUCACAAGCCCGACUCCGGAUACCAUUUUAAAAGUUCGAAAACUUUCAAAAUUAUCAGCAAACUCUGGCCCACGAGUACAGCAUAAUGACAACAUUGAAAUCGUGAAUGUCCGCAUUUGUGUCAGCGCCUUCACAAAUACGAACAUGCACGACACGAUAUAUAGUAAUUCUAUAUCGUGAUGCACGACAGGUUCGAAUAAACAUGAGUACUAGGACUACUUAGUUUAGUGCAGAUUUUGGCGGGAAUGUGUCCAAAGAUGGCGGGAACCGUGCUUGUGUGAUAAUACUUUAGACGUUGUAACGUAUUGUCCUUACUUUUUUUUUUAUGUAAAGUAGUUUUGAUUAAGGCCAUUUUUGAGUUUUCUCAAAAGAAUCUCGUAGGGUCAAUGUUUAGUGAAAGUUAAACGUUUGUCUAUAUACCCGAUGAUUGUACAGUACGUACAUGUAGGCCUAUGUGUAAAGUAAUUUUGUCCUUUUUUCGGUAAAAUAUAGUUCUAUAGACAUAGAUAAUUGGGCUUACUGAAUGACAGUAAAAUAGUUAUGUAUUUUAGCCUAGUCAUUUUAGGCUAUCGCAUUUCAUUGAUAGGGUACUUCAGGAACUUUACCUCAGCGCAAGAUUAAAUUCCCAGUUUCUUUAACCUUUUUAGAAACAAUAUGUCUUAUAUAUUGUCUGUUUUUCGAGCUUUCUGAUUAUCGUCAGUUGAAAUGCUCUUUGAAAUUGCUCUGCCUUGGUAUUACUGUCCUGUUAAUGUGAUGUCAUUGUUGUAAUGCGAAUAUGAUGUCAUUAUGUAUGUGAAGAUCGAAAGGCGUCUGUUGUUUUUAUUAUUGUUCGUAAUGUGUGUGUGCUCAUUCACGUUGAACAGUCACGUUCUUGCAGUGUGAAACGCUUUGAAUUAUUCAAAGAGCCACUGGUUGAUAAUCAUCUUAUUUAAAAAAAGGAUAAACAGUAUUUUGACCGCUACUCCAGGGUCCAUUAUGUUGCAUUGCAUGUGACAAGAUCACUUCUAGAGAGAACUCCGUUUUCUGUUAUAACUUCUAUCGCAAACUUGCGUGACAUCUAUAGUCCUACCAGUUCUAAGCAGUCCUUUGUAGGCCUAUACCCCAGCAUUUUAGCGUCUGUGGGCCUGCUACCUUCAGUAUCUUUUUUAAAACGUCAAAACCCU
Molecule: messenger RNA, 2268 nt
Organism: Macrobrachium nipponense
Lineage: Eukaryota; Metazoa; Arthropoda; Malacostraca; Decapoda; Palaemonidae
Exons: 4
Coding region: 179-799 (206 amino acids)
Biological process (GO): regulation of synaptic transmission, cholinergic; sleep; positive regulation of voltage-gated potassium channel activity
Source: RefSeq, a predicted model, not a curated record